CGGAUUUUCCGGGGUAGUGUUGCAGCCGCUGACGACAUCUACACACUUUUCACACACGCCAGGCCCAGCAGUUUUUCCUUUGGUUUGUUCAUUUUCGCUUCGCGUUUUGCUAGCCCGCUUUUAAUUAGUCUAAAACCAAAUAAUCACUAACCCAAUGGCAAAAUGCUGUCCUAUGACCUCAACGAACGCCUGCUGAGUGCGGUGCAGAAUGCAGAUUUUGAGCAGGCUUUGGGCUGCAUCAUGCAAGGUGCACAGGCCUCGUACGUAUCGCCCACUUGCGGACGCACCGCCGUGGGCACGGCGGCCAUCCUGGGCGACGCCGAGCUGCUGGAGCUCCUGGUGCAAUCCUGCGAAGAGCCCGAGCUGGAUGUCUUCCAUCAGUCUCACGUUGAUAGUCUGGAAAUCGAGCGAACACCCGAGGGUAUGGAGAAACUUGAGUGGGUGGAUGAGUUCGAAAGUUGUUCUGACAGUGGAGGCGUUGGCGGAGGAGAGGACAGCCAAUUGUAUCAGUAUUAUGCGAAGACCUUCGAGAAUACCGGCGAGUUCAUAUCCCAGUGCUGUGUGUCCUGUCGGGAACAGGAUCCGCACCUCUACGACGCCGAUUUGGCCACUCCGUUGCACUAUGCCGCCUGCUGGGGCCACGAGGAGUGUGUACGCAUCCUGCUGGAACACAGUGCCCCCAUCAACGUGGUCAACAGCGAGGGCUAUGCCCCCCUCCAUGUGGGAGCGGGUUUCGCCGGAGUGACCAAACUGCUGAUCAAGCAUGGGGCUCUGGUGAAUGCCAAGACCUUGAGCGAUGGCAAGACCGCGCUGCAUGUGGCCAUCGAGAGCAAGUCCAUGGAAUCGGCCCGAUUGCUGCUGCAAACCAACAUCAAUAUCAACGACACCGAUGAUGAGGGUGAGACCCCGUUGAUGACGGCCAUUGCCUGCAGUUUGGUGGAUCUGGCCCAGGAGUUGGUGGAGCGGGGAGCUCGUAUUAACCUCCAGGAUAAGCAGAAUCACACUGCCCUGCAGUACGCCGUGAGGGGUCGUCAUGGCCAGAUGGCCAAACUGCUACUGGAGCGUGGAGCACGUCGUCUGGCAUCCCAGCAUCUCCUGCACUUGGCAGUGGAGUACGAUGACCGGGAGAUGGUGGAACUCCUGCUGCAGUACGGCGAAAGUUUGUCCGUUCGCGAUGGUGACAACCACACGCCCAUCAUGCUGGCCAUCCAUCUGCAACGGCCCGAAAUGUUGGAGUAUCUGCUGACCGUUGCCCAGGAGCAUCGAAAGCUGGGCCUCUAUCCGGAUGUCCAGGACGAGGGUUUGGUUUUGUUUGCCGUGCAGCAGAUCGCUUGUGCGAAGGAGUUCAGCAGCAUCCUGCGUGUUUUGCUGGCCAAAGUACCCAGCGCCCGCGAGGAUUUAUAUGGCUCCUGUGCUCCCACCAUUGUGUGUGGCUUGAUCUACUGCCAAACGCCGUUGUCGCGGGCCAUCAACCUGCAUCGACUGGAGCUGGCUGAGUUCCUCAUCCACGAGGGCUGCAACCUGGCGCAGAUCUGUCGGGAGCAUGUGGUCAAUGAGCUACGAUCCAAUUGCUCGGCCAAAAGUCUGGCCUUUGCAAGGUUGCUAUGCAAUGCUGGCUUCCAGUUUCCGCACAAACAUCGAGCUUUGCCCAAGGAUUGGCCAGUAGCCCGCCUGGAAUUCGAGUGUGAAAUGUCCUCAUUUGGCAGCCAACCGCGAUCACUGCAGUCCCUCGCUCGUCUGGAAAUCCGCCAGCGCAUCCUGAAAUCCCUCCGAACGCGGCCAGAGGUGCAGCAUAAGUACCUUGCUACGCAGAAACGCUCCUCGCUGGGCAGGAUCGUAGAUGAGUUUGCCAUUCCCGCGACAUUGAAGCUCUACCUCAGCGACUUUGCCGAACUUCCUCUCGUUGGGGGAAUGGAACCGGCCCGAAAACCUGGUGUAAGAUGUGCCGAGUCUUGGGAUUGAAUGCGCUUUAGGAAUUUAUUCAGAUUAUAUAGGUUUUAUAGUAUGUAUGGUUAUAUGGUAUGUAUU
Molecule: messenger RNA, 2028 nt
Organism: Drosophila elegans
Lineage: Eukaryota; Metazoa; Arthropoda; Insecta; Diptera; Drosophilidae
Product: ankyrin repeat domain-containing protein 17
Exons: 3
Coding region: 163-1962 (599 amino acids)
Molecular function (GO): protein binding
Source: RefSeq, a predicted model, not a curated record